Messenger RNA from Amorphotheca resinae ATCC 22711, 2298 nucleotides. RefSeq lists its product as hypothetical. Gene Ontology annotation, cellular component: Ric1-Rgp1 guanyl-nucleotide exchange factor complex; Golgi membrane. Gene Ontology annotation, biological process: retrograde transport, endosome to Golgi. The transcript is spliced from 2 exons. Lineage: Eukaryota; Fungi; Ascomycota; Leotiomycetes; Helotiales; Amorphothecaceae. The coding region runs from base 1 to 2298 and encodes 765 amino acids. The record is from RefSeq and is a predicted model, not a curated record.
AUGAGUCCAAGUCCACGGCCUCCUCCGCCGAUUAGAGGACACCGGACGACUCUGUCACUAAAUGCACCAGUCGGCCUUGGGCGAUCGCACUCUGGCCCUGGUUCAUGGACUGAAGGACAUACUAAAGCUUCAAAGGUCGGGAGUGCUCACAAGCGUUCUGUUUCUAUCAUAUCAAUUGGGGCCAGCGAAGGAACCGUUGAUGAUGUUGCAAGCCAUGCCAGCACGGUGGACAAACCACGAAGGAUGCCGAGGGGACAUGGGCGCUCUGCGAGUUUGCAGAUAAUCUCGCGAAGGCAGGGCAUAAAUGGAGGUCCGCCACCAGCGCCACUCGGUCAGAGAUCCUCAACUCAUCCUCCACCUCUUCUUUCGUCCUCAACUUCUCCCGCUGCCAUAGAUGGAGCCCUACCUGAGAGACCUGCACGGCGCCAAGCUGGAAUAGCCACUGCGCCAAGUACACCUGGUCUUGGGCGAGGCCCAUUUACAAGGCGAGCUAUACCAGCAGUAUCCCCACAAGGAUUCAAAUUCCCCGCUACUUCACUCUCUUCCGCGGAUGAUCGAGCCCUUGACGUCCCCCGCGUCGAGGGAGUGGAUGACAGCGCUCUAGACCAAGAUCGUGGUCAAAUGCAAUCUUCACCAUCGAAAGAUACAAUACCGAGAAUUUCCGAACAAACAGUUCCGACUGCGAAGAUACUCUCACCAACUAGUAUUGCAGGAACCCCUCGAAGCAGUGGAGAAUUCUACUCGCUCAGCAAUCAUUCGACCGAGACUCUAGCAUCAGAGUAUUUGCCCCAACAUGCUGCGAGGACGUCCGCAUAUGGAGUGCAUAUGAGACGGCCUUCAAAUUUAGCCCCAGUAAAUCACCACCGCCCACCAGAGACCUUAAUGAUGGGCUACGCGCAGAUCCAUGGAUCUUUCACUCUUGACGGUUCUUUGAUUAGUCAAGCUCCAUUUGAGGAAGUGAAGCGAAAAGGUGCAGUUGGGGAACAAGGAGGGGGUGUGAUAGGAAUUGAGACCAGCAGAGGAAGUAGUCGUUUACUGCGAGGUUUCGGAUGGAGCAACAUUGGGGAAUCCAUUGGCAGUCUUCUGGGAGGCGGGGAGCUUAGCAGUAUUAAGGAUAUGCGAGGUAUCGCUAAUUCUCGAUCGAUACCACUGCUCUCGACGCCACAGUCGAUUCUGUUUGUCGACCUUCGUCUCGCACCUGGCGAAAGCAGGAGCUACAAGUAUUCUUUCAAACUACCCAAAGGUCUGCCACCCAGUCAUCGGGGUAAGGCAAUCAAAAUCUCCUACAGACUGAUUAUUGGUACACAGAGACCAGGCGGUGCCAAGGAGCAACAAGUGAAGUCCGUGGAAGUGCCAUUCCGGAUUCUAGGGAGUGUCAACAAUCAUGGAGAGCUUCUCGGGCAUGAUCUAAUGUCUCCUUACAUUAUGCUUCGAGAUCAAGCCCGCGUGAAAUUAAUCGAGACCCCGUCCGACACGAGCCUUGAGUCUGCGAAGGAUUUAAAGCAGAAAACCACUCCAGAGUUGAGCGACUCAACCUUGACUGGCUUUCUGUCGUACGUCGAUGAACUCCUCACAAAAACGCGGCAAAACUCCAAUCAUGGCCUCCUUUCACCUACGGAAGCACCGAUGUCUCGUCGUCAGUCUUCGACAGAAGAGCCUGCUUCUACGGCAAAGGAGGCUAUUGAUAUGGCAAUUCUCCGCAGCAAUACAGCAACAGAAUUCCAACAAAGUGCCAAUAGGUUUGAAAUUGCCCGUAGCGGACGACGAGUGGCCAUAGUCAUGCUGCCGAGACCGGCAUAUCGUCUUGGUGAGACGAUCACUGCCACUAUCGAGUUCACCAAUGCUGAGAUUCCAUGUUAUGCCAUUCAUGCAACAUUGGAAACAUCAGAGAAGGUCGAUAACUCCAUUGCCUUGCGCUCCGAGGCUAGUAUACUCCGUGUCACAAGAAAGAUUUACGUUUCCCAUUCAGAAUCAACGCUUUUUGCUCGACGGGUUCUCUUCUCACCGACGAUACCAGUCUCGGCUACUCCUGAGUUCGUUACCAGUGGAGUCAGUUUAGAAUGGCGCAUUAGGAUAGAAUUUGUCACUCCCCGGCUCUCUAGCGGAGAGAGCGAGAUACAUGAUGAGUACCCCAGCCUCCUUGAAGGGAUUUCCGAAGAUGAUCGAGGGGUAGUUUUAGCCGCGGCAGAGGUUCUUGAUUGUGAGAGCUUUGAAAUUGCGGUUCCCCUGACGGUGUAUGGCGCUUUGGCAGGGAAUACGGAGCAGGAUGAAGGCCCCCUAGAUGGCCUUGUUGUAUAA